AUGCAGCUGGAGCAUUGUCUUUCUCCCUCUAUCAUGCUCUCCAAGAAAUUUCUCAAUGUGAGCAGCAGUUACCCACAUGCAGGCGGAUCCGAGCUUGCCUUGCAUGAUCAUCCCAUUAUCUCGACCACUGACAACCUGGAGAGAAGUUCACCUUUGAAAAAAAUUACCAGGGGGAUGACGAAUCAGUCAGAUACAGACAAUUUUCCUGACUCCAAGGACACACCAGGGGACGUCCAGAGAAAUAAACUCUCUCCCGUCUUGGACGGGGUCUCUGAGCUUCGUCACAGUUUCGAUGGAUCUGCUGCAGAUCGCUAUCUGCUCUCUCAGUCCAGCCAGCCCCAGUCUGCUGCCUCUGCUCCUAGUACCAUGUUCCCUUACCCCAGCCAGCAUGGACCUGCUCACCCAGCCUUCUCCAUCGCCAGCCCCAGCCGCUACAUGGCUCACCAUCCUGUGAUCACCAACGGAGCUUACAACAGCCUCCUGUCCAACUCUUCUCCGCAAGGCUACCCCGCGGCGGGCUACCCGUACCCGCAGCAGUACGGCCAUUCUUACCAAGGGGCGCCUUUCUACCAGUUCUCCUCCACGCAGCCGGGGCUCGUGCCCGGCAAGGCUCAGGUCUACCUGUGCAACAGGCCACUCUGGCUCAAAUUCCACCGGCACCAGACCGAGAUGAUCAUCACCAAGCAGGGGAGGCGCAUGUUCCCUUUCCUAAGUUUUAAUAUUUCUGGUCUCGAUCCCACGGCUCAUUACAAUAUUUUUGUGGAUGUAAUUUUGGCGGAUCCCAACCACUGGAGAUUUCAGGGAGGCAAAUGGGUUCCUUGCGGCAAGGCGGACACCAAUGUACAAGGAAAUCGUGUGUACAUGCACCCCGACUCCCCCAACACGGGUGCCCACUGGAUGCGUCAGGAAAUCUCCUUUGGGAAACUAAAACUUACAAACAAUAAAGGAGCAUCAAACAACAACGGGCAGAUGGUGGUUUUGCAGUCCCUACACAAAUACCAGCCCCGCUUGCAUGUGGUGGAGGUGAACGAAGACGGGACGGAGGACACGAGCCAGCCGGGCAGAGUGCAGACCUUCACCUUCCCCGAGACGCAGUUCAUCGCCGUCACCGCCUACCAGAACACCGAUAUCACACAGCUGAAAAUAGACCACAACCCCUUCGCCAAAGGCUUCCGCGACAACUACGACACGAUCUACACGGGCUGCGACAUGGACCGGCUGACGCCGUCCCCCAACGACUCGCCGCGCUCGCAGAUCGUGCCCGGGGCCCGCUACGCCAUGGCCGGCUCCUUCCUGCAGGACCAGUUCGUGAGUAACUACGCCAAGUCCCGCUUCCACCCCGGCGCAGGAGCCGGCCCGGGGCCCGGCGCCGACCGCAGCGUGCCCCACACCAACGGGCUGCUCUCCCCACAGCAAGCCGAGGAACCGGGGGCGCCCUCCCCGCAGCGCUGGUUCGUCACCCCCGCCAACAACCGCCUCGACUUCGCCGCCUCGGCCUAUGACACGGCCACCGACUUCGCGGGCAACGCGGCCACGCUGCUCUCCUACGCGGCGGCCGGCGUGAAGGCGCUGCCGCUGCAGGCGGCCGGCUGCGCGGGCCGCCCGCUGGGCUACUACGCCGACCCGUCGGGCUGGGGGGCGCGCAGCCCCCCGCAGUACUGCAGCAAGUCGGGCUCCGUGCUCUCGUGCUGGCCCAACAGCGCGGCGGCGGCGCGCGUGGCCGCCGGCAACCCCUACCUGGGCGAGGAGGCGGAGAGCCUGGCCCCCGAGCGCUCCCCCCUGCCCGGCGCCGAGGACUCCAAGCCCAAGGAUUUGUCCGACUCCAGCUGGAUCGAGACGCCCUCCUCCAUUAAGUCCAUCGACUCCACCGAUUCUGGGAUUUACGAGCAGGCCAAAAGGAGGCGGAUCUCGCCCUCGGACACGCCGGUGUCCGAGAGCUCGUCGCCCCUCAAGAGCGAGGUGCUCGCCCAGCGGGACUGCGAAAAGACCUGCGCCAAGGACAUCGGCUACUACGGCUUCUACUCGCACAGCUAG
Molecule: messenger RNA, 2034 nt
Organism: Nothoprocta perdicaria
Lineage: Eukaryota; Metazoa; Chordata; Aves; Tinamiformes; Tinamidae
Gene: TBR1
Product: T-box, brain 1
Exons: 6
Coding region: 1-2034 (677 amino acids)
Biological process (GO): regulation of transcription by RNA polymerase II; regulation of neuron projection development; cell fate specification
Cellular component (GO): nucleus
Molecular function (GO): RNA polymerase II cis-regulatory region sequence-specific DNA binding; DNA-binding transcription factor activity, RNA polymerase II-specific
Source: RefSeq, a predicted model, not a curated record